This is a messenger RNA of Brassica napus (rape), 2086 nucleotides long. Its product is annotated as protein WVD2-like 7. The transcript is spliced from 8 exons. Bases 409 to 1914 code for a protein of 501 amino acids. NCBI's taxonomy places the organism in Eukaryota, Viridiplantae, Streptophyta, Magnoliopsida, Brassicales, Brassicaceae. The record is from RefSeq and is a predicted model, not a curated record.
AAGAAGCAAACUCUCGUGUUAGUAGAGAUUAGUAUAGUACUUAAGUAGUAGCACAGUGUUUAUUUUUGUCUAUGAUCUCUAUCUUGAAAGUUAUCACUUCCACACUUGUACUACUACUACUUUUAUUUCAAUAACUGGUCCCACCGACUUUUUUGUCUUCAUUGCAUGAUCUGAGUCUGAUCUCAUCUCUUCUUCUUCUUCUUCUUCUUAUUUUUGCUUUUCAUCUUUCUCUGUCUUCCACUUGCUAAAUCCGCAUUUAAUACCUGGAAGGUCUUCCUGUUUUCUCGUCAAAGUCUACAUUGGUGUUUUACUUUUAGACAAAACUGUGUUUCAACUUUUGUGUGUUGUGUGUGUCCACCCGAAGCAGAAAUCUAAACUCUGAAAAAGGUUUUCUUCUGCUGAGCAUUAAUGGGGGAGAUGCAAGUUGGUGUUGCCACUAUUGACGAUAAGGGGCUUUAUGGUUUGAUGGAAGAUAAACCGGUGGCUUCAUUGAACCCGAGCUUGCAAGUGUCGGUGUCAUUUGGUAGGUUUGAGAAUGAUAUACUUUCAUGGGAGAAGUUCUCUGCUUUCUCACCAAACAAGUACUUGGAGGAAGUUGGUAAGUUUGCAACUCCAGGUUCCGUAGCGCAAAAGAAAGCCUAUUUUGAAGCUCAUUACAAGAAGAUCGCUGAGAAGAAAGCUGAGAUCAUUGAUCAUGAGAAACAAAUGGACAAGAAUGCUUCUUUUAGAUCGGUCGUUACAAAUCAGGGGAGCAUGGAAGGCGAAAUUGAUGAAGAAUGUAAUGGGCAGUUCACUUGUGAAGAAGAUAAGCAUGUGACUGAUAUUGCUAGUGAGGUGAAGGAGGUUAAUGAAGAAACUAUCAUUGUCAAGGAAUGUCAAAGCUCGGUUGAUCAGGUGAAGGAAGAAGUUGACAACAGUCUUGAUAGUCCUAAGCUGGAGAUAGUAGAAGAGGUUGCCCUCAUGGAGGAGAAACCAGAAGAGGUUUUACAAAUUGGAGAGAAAGUUGUAUCAAAUGAAACGAAUGAAACGCCAAUGAAGAAGAUGGAAAUAGAGAAACCCUCAAAACUAACCAAGAAGGAUGUUAAUGUGGUGAUCAACCUUACAAGAAACUCUCCUAAGCCUAAUCAGGUGAGGACAAAACAGACAACUAACAAGAUUGCAACAAGUAAGAAAACUCCACCGAGCAAGGAGUUCAAAAACAUGAUGAAACUAACAAAGAAACCACCAGCAACUAUCUCAAAUGCCUCAACUCCAAGAGUGUACAAGCCAGCUUCAAACACCACUCCAUUGUCUACGGUGAAGAAAGAAAACGUCUCUUCUUCUUUACUAAGAAACAAACAAACCGCUUCAAAGUCGUUGCAUAUGUCUAUGAGUCUUGGUCCAUCUACAUCUGAUCCCAGUUCUCUUACAAGCACUAGAAAGUCAUUGAUUAUGGAGCGAAUGGGAGAUAAAGACAUUGUGAAACGUGCCUUUAAAACAUUCCAAAAGAGUUAUGUCUUCACAAGUUCUGUCGACGAGCAAAAGCAGCUACUUCAACAUCAGAGUCCUGCAAAGGCAACUAGUAUUCCAUCAUGUCAGAAGGAAAAUGGCAGGCCUACAAAAUCAAGUUGCCUGGAGAAGAGAAGUGGUUCUAGUGCUAUUCGUUCUUCAUCUUAUGGACUCAAAAGCAACAACACUGCUGAGAACAAACAAAAGGAGCUUUUCAAAUCUGAUGCAAGACCUGUAGAGAAGACACGCUUGCUGAAGAACUCGAAGGUUUACAAAAGUUCUUUUUUACUUUUUUUACUUAGGAAGCAGGCUGGAGUGAUUGAUGCCAAAACACGGAGGGACUCUCUUAAACCGAAAGCAAAACCCAUGCAGGUUUCUCUUCCUGUACGUUCUUUACCAAAAGGCUCUUCAAAAAAAGUGUUAUGAUUAGUUUCAUCCGUCCCGUUUUGGUGUGAUCUUUGUUAUCAAUGUUGUUAGUUGUUACAUUAGUCUUGAGGUGAAGAGCCAAUGGUCUUUUUGUUAUAUAGAGAAGUUUGUAGUUGCCUGUAUGUAAUAAUACUAGUUGCCAUUACAAAAUGUAUUUUCUAGAAAACUCGAA